Molecule: messenger RNA, 867 nt
Organism: Sphaeroforma arctica JP610
Lineage: Eukaryota; Ichthyosporea; Ichthyophonida
Exons: 5
Coding region: 1-867 (288 amino acids)
Source: RefSeq, a predicted model, not a curated record
AUGCACACACCUGCACAGGCGGCUAUAGCGCUGGGCGGCGAGAACUCCAAAAAAGGAGUUGGUAGGUACGAGGCGGUGCAAGGCGACCAGGCCCGCGAAGGCGAGCUGUUUGGACUGGCCAAUAUGUUGGACCACACCUUACUGGUGGACCUCAACAAGACCAUCAUGGAACGGUGCGCCCGAGUAGACUCCGAAAAGGGACUGGACGAGGACGGCUACGAGGUGUAUGAGGAGUUGAAGCCGGUUGAUGGCGGGGAUGACAAAUCGUACAGCAACGAAGAGGAGAUUGAGGAUUUCGAUGAAGAUGACGAGGUGGACAGCCUAUCAGAUCCCAAGGUACAAGAACUCCCCGAUGGCUACGAGGUAGACACAGCCAUAGUGGAUUUGCAAACAGGAAAGCUCUCCGAAGCACAGAAGCACGACGCUGAGCUAGCAGAGUUGCUAUUGGACGAGAACGCCGUGGAAUACACAGGGGUACCCAGGGCAAAGCGACACAAAAGCGGUGAUGGGAAGACAGUGAAGGUGUUGUACAACAAGGAGACUAAAACAAGGCAGUAUCAACUGCCCAAUACAGAUUAUGUAAUCCGCAGGGGAGGUCAGCCUAGCCAAAUGACACGCGAUCUCUUGGAGAAAAUCGCGGGCACGAAACGCAAGGUACUCAUGUACCCACAGUCUCACACUGAUCCAACUCCACCUGUCACACGCCAACAGGACAUUAUGACUUUCAUGAUGGAGAUCAAAGACAUGAGUGACAAGGAGAUAGAACAGAUGGUAGAUGAGCACUACGGAGAAUCCUUCGAGGCAAUGCUAGCUCGCAAAAUCAAAUGGGACUCAGAACAAGGGCAUGCAGCUCACGACCCGCCCUGA